Molecule: messenger RNA, 4684 nt
Organism: Centruroides sculpturatus (bark scorpion)
Lineage: Eukaryota; Metazoa; Arthropoda; Arachnida; Scorpiones; Buthidae
Product: transmembrane protein 8B-like
Exons: 8
Coding region: 44-1648 (534 amino acids)
Cellular component (GO): plasma membrane
Source: RefSeq, a predicted model, not a curated record
ACAUAUAAUUUCUCAACCAGAAACAGAUGCUUAUUAUUAUAUCAUGAUAGUUUCGGAACCCCAUGUGGCAUUUACCAUUACUGCAAACUUACAAGCAUGUUCAUUAUUAUGGUAUCAUAACAAAAAUAAAAUUAAUCAGUUACCUACAAGUGAUGAACAGCUUUCAGCAACAACAAAAUCUCUAUUGUCAUUGCUGAAUUUAACUCAAGGACAGAAAAGCAGGCGGCAUUUCCCAAAAGGGGAAGAAAUUGAUAUGCAGAUAUUGAUGUCGGAAUGGGAAUUGGCUGAUGGCUGUCUUCCUAUUAUUCCACUUACUAGGAUAAAACAUGCUCAAGAUUUUUUGGAUUCGUUUCUUAUUCAGGGCCACGAUUGGUUUUCUUCUUGGCUAAGUAUAACGGAUAUUUUUCCAAUAUUGAUAAAAUUUGAAUUGCUUCCUUUUAUUGACAUCGGCGGUACAUUACAAACUAAAAUUCAUCUGGAUGGUCUUAUCAUGAAUUUAACGUCACAAGUUGUAAAAGUAAACAUGUGUAUUCAUCAAGGUAGUCCUCCCGUUUAUCGUGACGGCAUCAUUCGGUGUCGUCCGGAUUACGGGAUGACCGUCGCAUCCAACGAAAGUUCCACCGUUCUCAAGUAUUUCCCUUUUCCGCAACCGGGAAUGUGGUUUAUUUCGUUUUCUGCAUCAUGUUACAAUCAUACCGGUGCAACAGUUUCGGAACCGUGCGAAGUGGAAAGAGUUAUGGUAGAUUUACGUAUACAUCUUCAGCCUUGCGUUUUUGAAGGAACACCGUGUGGAGAACACGGCUAUUGUCAAGAAAAUCAUUUUCGUCAGUUUUAUUUCAGUUCUUGUCAUUGUCUUUCAGGAUGGCGAGGAUGGGGCUGUACCGACGACAGAAACGCUUCCAUGCCUUCUCUUCUCUUACUCAAGACGCUGCUUUUGACACUGAGUAAUCUGUUUUUCGUGCCCGCCGUAAUUCUGGCCAUCAAACGAAGAUAUUAUACCGAAGCGGUGGUCUACACCGUCACCAUGUUCUUUUCCACCUUUUAUCACGCCUGCGACGUGGACAUUUUCAGUUUCUGCCUGAUGAAGUACGAAGUGUUGCAGUACUGCGACUUUUACUCGGCCAUCUUGUCGUUCUGGGUGACGCUGAUCGCCAUGGCCGAUCUCCCUCAGACGUUCAGUUCGAUAGCGCACAUGAUCGGUGCCUUAGGAAUCGCUCUGGGAGUGGAGUAUCAGAGAACCGGAAUCUGGGUCUUCGUCGUACCGGUCAUGACCGGAAUCGUAAUCAUGCUGUUCUCCUGGGGCCGCAAGUGUUACUACUCGAAGGCGUGUUUUCCGGUGAAGAUCAAGUGGCUGCUGAGUCUGCUUCCGGGCACCGUGCUGGCCGCCGUGGGACUGAUUCUCUUCGCAUUCGUGGAGACGGAGGACAAUUACAAGUACGUGCACAGCGUCUGGCACGUGGUCAUCGCUCUGUCCGUUAUAUUUUUUCUACCCACCGAGCGCGUUCCUCCUCCUCCGGCCGCCUCCUCCAGAUGCAACGGCGAACAAACGAUAUUCCACCGCAAGACCGUGACCGACUCGGAGCUGACGGACAUCGGCGAGUACCGCCUCAAUUCCGAUCUCAGUUCUCUCAUCGGCGAGUUGAGAUAGGGCCCCUCCCCCGGCCUCAAUCAUUUCCAGUCACCAAAGAACAUCAAACUUUUUUUAAUUUUAUAUAUUUAUUAUAUUAUAUAUAUUUUUAAUUGUUUUCGUUUUUCUAGUUAUUUUCUUUUUUAUUCUAUUUUCGUAACCCGCCCAGGGAACGUCUCUUUUCGCCCGUCCCCGGACGAAUUUAAAAGAUUUGAACGACGGGAGGGAGGACCGCGCCUCCUGGCCCGACAGGAUUGGAAAAAAUUCCGACGAAAAUCCAUCCGGACCGGGCAUUAAAUGUAGGGGUGGACUUAAAGGCGCGAGGGGGGAAGAGAAAGGAGCGUUCGGGAAGGCGGGUAACGGAGGAACGGACGUGGCCCCGGUUCCGUCCGUUUCCCGCGCCACCCGGGAGUCGAUGGUUUUCGCGGUUCGAAAAGAGAACGAAAAAUUGCCGAUUUCCCCCGACUCGUUCGGCCGUUGAUUUACGGUGGCGGCGAAUAAAAGGCAAUAGGCGGAAGCCCGGGCCCGUCUCGGAAACUUACCGAGGAAUGGGAAGAAUAAGCUUUCUGUAGCCUUCCUUUCCCUGGGAAUUUUAAGUUUUUCCGCCGUAAGACCUACGUAUUCCGAUCGUUUCGUCGGUGGCUAAAGCCUACCGAAACGUUUCUUGGUACUCGCCCGACGUAUUUUUGAAAUUAAAACUUAUCUCCGCUUUCCGGCGCUCGGCACCCGGGCUUAAAUCCGCACGUUCCAACCCCGUUUACGCGCUUCUCGCCGUUACGCGUUAAAUAUUUUCUGCUCCCUCGUACGGUACCUUUCCGGGCGGCGCCGGAGGUUCCCGUCGACUCUACGUCCCGGACCGGAAGUUUUUUUAAGUUAAAAUGCCAGUGAAAGUACGGCUACGGCGCGCUAUAAGCCAUUUGCCGGCGGGACGGUACGCUUUCGUAUUUAUUUUUUCGUAACCCGCGGCGCUUCUGCGCUUUAAAGCGCCAAAGACCGACGCGGCCCGCGGUUCCGGGCGGAGGAAAAAAAGCGAGAAAAUGCGCUCGACGUUUUAAAAGUACAGUACGUACUGUACGUCGUUCGGACUUAUAGGCGUAGCCAAUGGCCAGCUCUCGGUAUUACCGUAUUUGCGUUAAGGUGCGCGACGUAAUUUAAGUGUAUAUAAUCGGUCGAUAAAUCGUGCGGGCGGGCGCAAAUACCGCGGUAUUAAUCGACGGGAAGGGCGACAAGCGCUAAUAAUAACCGGAGUUUCGGUUAAGAAUUAGGCGGGCCCCCUCCGGACAAUAAACGAAAACCGUCGACGAACCGGACUUUCCUCCCCUCCGUCCACCCGAAGGACUACCGGCGGUGGGGGCCACCGAGAAGGGAUACGUACUUUCCCCGCUCCGAAGCGCCGUUUUCCGUCGGGCAGAUUUUUUAGGCGGGGAAGAAUCCCCACCCUUAAAUUACGCCCGGUCCGGGUGGGAAAGGAUUACGUCGUCGGGCCGGAAAAAUCUAGUCGAAGAAACACCGGCCGGACGGUUACUGCGUUUACAUUUGUUAAGUUUUACGCAUUUAAAGAUUUAAUUAUCGGACCCCGGACCUUCGUCGUCUACGUCCUCCCGCCUCCCUUCCCUUUUUGUAGAACUCGCCACCCGGGCGACCGAGCCCUCGAUCCGGAACGGUCGACCCCGUGGAAAAAUUUAGGUUUCGAACGCGGCCGGCCGUUUCUACUUAAUCGGGCCCGCUACCCCCUUCUUAGUUCCGGCUACCUCGGAAGGUAACGGGUUCCGUUUAAUCGUAGGCGCUCCGAUCCACCUACGAUUAAACGGUAGAUACCGGUACCGUAGACCGCGCCGGCCCAAAGGUGGGAAACUCGCCCUUUAAAUAGGAAAUUCCUAGUUUCGGUACGGUCGACCGCGGCCCUCGGCCCGGAAGGAAAGCGCGGGUUUUUUACAAAAACCUCAGGCGAAAGGGUUGGAGAAAGGCGGCGGGAGGUCGGAGGGGAGUAGAAACCCGGUGGGUCGGGGGUGGAGCGCGGAUCGUCGGUCGUCGCGGGUGUUAUUUGUCCGACCGGACGCGGGGGAGAGGCGGAAGAAUACUUAAAAAUAAUGUUUGGAAGAAUCGGGUGGACGGCCGGAGGCGGCGGUCUUACAAUCUUUUCGUCUUCGGCCGUCCUCUUUUGUAGGCCGGGCCCGGCCGUUAUGGAAAAUAAAAUGUUGUUAAACCAUUAAUUGUCUGCGAAUUCCGUCGGCGGAGAUCGCCUUUCGACCCCGCCCCGAAAUUUUCGUCUUUUUUGUUUUUCGCGCGGCGGAGGCCGGACACGGUAAGAAAUCGGGAAAAAGGCGCUGGGACCGAAAGAAAAAGGGUCUGCGGAGGGAAUCUCCGGAGACGGAAAGAAAUCCGCCGAAUUUCGGGUCUCCGGGUAAACGGUAUUUAUUCGUAUUCGAGUGUCCGGUUUUAAAAAAUAAAUUAAAAUUGUCGGGCGCGAAAAAGCGGAAGUUUAAAAGUAGUGGCCGGGCCGUCGUAGCCCCGCCUUUAAUUUUUCCCGAUAAUGUCUCCUAUUAUUUCUCCGUCCCCUUCUGUUUAACGUCGAUCGAACAUUAUUUUAUGUUUUAUGAAAAGCGCGCAGAUUUGGCAAAAUAUCAUUAACCCAGUCGGCCGAUUUCCUUAUAUUUGGUCAGCGAAAAAUCGUCUCCCAUCGCCUUUUCCGGUUAUUCGCGGACCGCGCCGAAGAACGGCACUACCGGACGUAAUUACAAAUUUCGUUCGGUCGCCUUGCGUCGUCCGUUCCUCCGGUAAUCGAAAACCCUAAUUACGUUCGAACCCUAAUCCGUUGGCCCUACGGUAGGGCCGGCUCCGCCCGUAGGACGAAUCGGUCGGGUGAUAUUUUGCGGUAAACGGCCAAUCCCCGGUUACGAUUCGUCUUAUUUAACGACAUUCCCGACUUUAGAUGGCUUUUCGUCAGUAUCGGCGUAAUCGUCCGCGGUUAAUUUCGUGGCGUCCCGGAAAACGGUACCGAGCUUAAAGUCGGGAUCGGAAGUUAGCGUUUUGGUCGAUAUAAAGAUUCCGGGUGGG